Molecule: messenger RNA, 970 nt
Organism: Porites lobata
Lineage: Eukaryota; Metazoa; Cnidaria; Anthozoa; Scleractinia; Poritidae
Source: the annotation of a GenBank genome assembly
AUGGAUACAGCAGGAACAUCAGGGUAAGUUUCAAGCGCUUUUUUAAAUGUAAGUUGUAUUAUUUAAACCGCGUUUGAUAACAGUUUUGUAAUCAAUCCUGUCAGGAUUGUUAUGAAGUUUUGUUCGUCUUUGAACGUCUAAACUAUUCGUUUAAAUACAUUUGAGGUAAGAAUCCACCUUAGCUAAACUCUGAAUGAGCUUAGCUCACUUUUUUGCUGAUAUAAAAGCCCUCUCAAAGCCAAGUUUUUGUAGUCGUUAAUUUUUGCACAUGAAGAUUUUUUAAAUAGUUCUACAGUCAUGUUUUACGCUGUACUGAUUUUCACCUCGAAAAAAAAGUUUAUUUACAAAUAAUUUUUACUGCAGCACAGAAAUCGUUUUAGGCAAUGAAUAUGGAAUCAAAAGUUUGUAAGCUUACCAGUAUUAACACUGACUGUGCAAAUAUAAUUAUUGGCACUUUAUAUUCAGAAAUUAUUCCAUGAAGUGGUCAGAAGAGCACGAUCUCAUGCUAUGCAGAGAAGUUCUUGUCAUGGAACCAUUCAAGCACCCAAAGCAAAGUAGAGAGAGAGAGGAAAUCAGGGGAGAAAUAGCACAAAACUUAAAUGGGCUCAGUGUACCCAAAUUCACUGUAAGAAAGCGGUCUGUUAGGGACAGGCUCACACUUUUGUUGAGGAAGUACAAAGAAAAGGUGAGAAACGAAGAGCAGGGUUCUGGCAUGAAAUGUGACGAGGAAACAGAAUUGGGGAUAGCAUUGUUUGAAAUCAUAGAAAAGGAACAGGCAGCUGAUUUAGAAAGGAAAGAAAACACGAACACUCUUACCAAGAAGCAUGAAAACGACAAGGCGUCAGCCGAAGAAAGUAGGUUGAAGCCUUGGAGCGCCUGGGCCAAACAAAAAAGAGGAAUGCUGAUUCAUGUGAUGAAGUUAUCAAACCAAAAAGCAGAAGAAGUACCACUGAAGCUGUGCAAAUUCUAA